This is a messenger RNA of Rhodotorula toruloides NP11, 1815 nucleotides long. RefSeq names its product RNA lariat debranching enzyme. Gene Ontology annotation, biological process: mRNA splicing, via spliceosome. The record is from RefSeq and is a predicted model, not a curated record. Gene Ontology annotation, cellular component: nucleus. Lineage: Eukaryota; Fungi; Basidiomycota; Microbotryomycetes; Sporidiobolales; Sporidiobolaceae. Bases 1 to 1815 code for a protein of 604 amino acids. Gene Ontology annotation, molecular function: RNA lariat debranching enzyme activity. The transcript is spliced from 8 exons.
AUGUCCGCACCGCCUUCAUCAACUUCCUCCCAGCGCUCUCUCCGCAUCGCCGUGAUAGGCUGCUCGCAUGGCACGCUCGACGAUAUUUAUGCUAGCGUCGAACGGUGCGACGAGGAGGCGCGCAAGAAGGGGGAGAAGGAGGUAGACUUGGUCAUCUGCUGUGGGGACUUUCAGGCCAUGCGCAACACGGCCGAUCUGCAGACGAUGGCCUGUCCCGUUAAGUACCGCGCACUCGGACACUUCCACCAAUACUAUUCGGGAGAGAAGAAGGCGCCGAAGCUCACGAUCGUCAUCGGAGGGAACCACGAGGCGAGCGGGUACAUGUGGGAGCUGUAUCAUGGCGGCUGGCUUGCACCGGACAUCUACUUCCUCGGCUUUGCAGGAAGUCUGCUCGUCGAUGGAUGGCUGAGAAUCGCAGGAGCAAGCGGGAUCUGGAAGUCUGGCGACUGGAAGAAAGGUCACUUCGAGACGGUGCCGUUCGACGACCGCACCAUCCGCUCGAUCUACCACAUUCGCGAGUACGACGUUGCGCGGCUGCUGCAGCUGAAGAACCGAGGAUCCAGCAUGGACGUCUUCCUCUCGCACGACUGGCCGCUCGGGAUCGAGCAGCACGGCGAUGUCGACUGGCUAAUGCGCGAGAAGCCGUUCUUCCGCGACGAGAUCAACUCGAACUCGCUCGGCUCACCUCCUCUCCACGCCCUCCUCACUUCCCUCCAACCUCGCUACUGGUUCUCAGCCCACCUGCACGUCAAUUUUGCGGCGCUCUUCCACCACGACGGCUCGAAGACGGUAGUGCAAAAGAGGGACAAGCGAGGAUGGGGUGGUCAGCCUGCUGCGGUGGUCGCACAGGAGGGUCAGGAGGUUGCGAAGGCGGAGAAUCCUGAUGAGAUCAAGAUGUACGACGAGGAAGUCGGCGCGGGCGAGGGAGAGGCGGUCGUGUCGGAGGAGGGACCUGUGAGCGAGGAGAAGGGAUGUCCGUCGGGGUGCGCGGCGCACGACGAGCCGACCUCCGCGACGGCGAACCCAGAUGAGAUCGCGCUCGAUGACGAGGAGGAGCUCGACACGGCGCCAGUGGGCGAGAGCGAUGUGACGGAGCAGCCUGAACGUGCGCAAGCGGCUCCAACGGCGCGGACGACCAAGUUCCUCGCGCUGAACAAGCCGGGUAAGAACAAGGACUUCCUGCAGAUUCUCGAAAUCGUCGAAGAAUCCCCGUCCUCAACUACUCCUCCCGCUCCCUCGACUUCAUCUGCGAACACCGACACUGCUACUGCUCCCUCGCCCUCCCGACCAAAAGUCUUCUUCGACCCCGCCUGGCUCGCCAUCGUCCGGUCCACCGCGCCUUACCUCUCGCUCUCCCCUCGCCCGAUCCCCUUCCCGCCUCUCGCCGAACUCGCGCAGACGAUUGAGGCCGACGAGAAGUGGGUCAAGGAGAAUGUCGGAAAGGACGGGUUGGUCGAGGUUGACGAGGUCAUGGAGUUUGUGCGGACGGCGCCGACUCAGGAGGACUGGCAGAAGAACGGGAUGAUCCAGAUGCCUUCCUGGUACACCAACCCGCAGACGCUCGCCUUCACCUCACUCCUCCAGAUCGAGAACCGCAUCAACCCAAUCCCCGAAGGCUACCUCGCCGCCCUCGAAGCAGACAAGAAGCGUGCGCUGGAAGAGGCCAAGGCUGAGGCGUUACGGGAUAUUGAGAUGGCCGGCGAGCGGGUCGACGAGGAGCCUGUGGGCGAAAAGGCGAGCGAGGUGGCGGCCAAGGAGUCGAACGGAGACGCGGCGAACCCGGAGGAGAUCGCCAUCGACGAGGACGACGAUUGA